CAGGCUUCGGGAUUAUUACAGCCUUGGAAUAGACCAAUCUCUUACAUCGAACCUCUUAUCAGAUGGGGAAUCGGGACCAGCAUUCCCCCGACGUAGCAACUCGUAAAACGAAACUUGCCUGAAACUAGAAACCAAACCGGUAUUAGAUCGCAGGUCGAGCGCUCAGAUAUCACUGAUUCGCGAUACAGCUUGCCAUUUUCUCAUCGGUCUCACCAAUUGCGGCGAGUCCUGUGUUAUGAUAUCAGCGUGCUUAUAUGGCUAUAAUAAUAUUGGCCGCGAGAAGGAAUUCAGUAUAAAUACACCCACCGUGACAUCGUUCUUGUCUGCACCUCAACUUCCCCCCGCCGGACCGAAUCAUGAUCCCCGCUCAAUUCAAGCUCGACCUUGCACAACUACCAAGGGCCACAACUGAACCCUUCCAGGCUGGCGCUAAAAUUAAGAAGAGACUCAUUGUGUGCUGCGAUGGAACCUGGCAAAACGGAGUGAUCGCCAAGGACUCGCAGUGUUGGAAGCAAACCAACAUACUGAAACUAUCACGGGGAUUGGAACAUGUGGACGAACGAUCGGGGGUUCCGAUACCGCAGAUUGUCUACUACCAGUGUGGCAUCGGAUGCGCGCAAAAUUUCUACUCUGAAUAUGUCGAUGGUGCGACAGGAGGAUCCCUCGGUGAAAAGGUUCAAGAGGCUUAUGCGUUCAUCGCCCAAAACUACCACCCCGGUGAUGAAAUAUUCCUCUUUGGCUUCUCUAGGGGUGCAUAUACCGCACGGAUGAUAGCCAUGUUCAUCGGCGCUAUCGGUGUUCUGGACCGUACCGACAUGGAUCACUUCGCCGAUAUAUUUAUAACGUACCAAAAACGUGGCAAAGAGACUGACCCAGGAGAGAUCGAAAGGCUAGAUGCAUCGUUGAGCCGGUGGACCUCCCCCGAUUCCCGGGGUAAGAGAAGAGCUGAGUCUGUUAAUGACUCUUUCUCCAUAAAAUGCGUCGGUGUUUUUGAUACUGUCGGUUCGGUCGGUCUACCUGAAGAAUUGACGCAUAAGUCGCCUUCCACAAAAUCUAUUUUUGGCUUCCCCAACAGUGAACUUGGGGAACAUAUUGAGCGUGCAUAUCAAGCGCUUGCUAUUAACGAAAUCAGACUCGACUUUGACUGCUGCAAAUUUGUGCAGACGGUCGGAGGGCGGCGGAAAGGGCAGAUUCUGAAACAGUGCUGGUUUUCUGGUGAACAUUCAGACAUCGGAGGUGGCUGGCAACAACAUGACUUAUCUGACAUAACUCUUGCGUGGAUGGUGGCCAAUAUCGGUGACAUGUUAUCCAUUGAUAUUGCAUACAUCUUUUCGCUAGUGAAUCCAGUGGCGCCUUGGGGAGAGCAGCCCCCACAUAAUCCACGCACCGGUGUAUACGUAUUGUCGAAGGAAUAUGUCAGAAAACUUCCAACAGUCACGGAUGACAUCACGCACGAAACAAUCCACCCUUCUGUUCUCCGACAGAAACAAUCGAUCUCAUUCGAUCCCACUCUUGUUUGCAAGUUGCUUCCUCUGGAGGAAGAGCUACAGAAGAAAUGGCCAUAUAUUGAAGGGAAACACUUAGAACAUCAGGUAAAUGAAGCAGUGUAUGUGCGAUUAGUAACGUUUUUCUAUAAUCGUUUGUAGUGACAUUUGGGUUUGCCUCGCACGACACUCCACUGCAAGCCUUUUUCAUCGAACCUUUUAGUGGGUUCAUUAUAGUAUAAGUUUCAUACAUGACUAUGUAUUGGUAGCAAUGAUAGGUACAAAUUUAUAUUGUAGAUUGUGUAAUGUUUUAUUUCAUGUUCUUAUUUUUUUCAACCCACCUCACUCACCUUUCACCAUGGGCGAGCAUGCACAGUACUUCUAACUUCAGGGGGAAAAAGCUCGCACAUGAGGAGCAGGGUCGAGCCAUUGUGUCAUAGAUUCUCCGUUUCGGUCACUGGAGUCCAGUGCGUCUAGUGACACUGAAUGAGGCGACUGGAUCGUGACUUGUUGAAAGGAGGAUGUGCGCCAAUUUCGUAGAGAAGGAUUACGUAUAUUCGCCAGCCUAAUACAAUACAUCCGAUAAACGUUCUAUCAAGCAAAAUGUAUGCCCUCGUCAUGAAAUGC
Molecule: messenger RNA, 2111 nt
Organism: Suillus subalutaceus
Lineage: Eukaryota; Fungi; Basidiomycota; Agaricomycetes; Boletales; Suillaceae
Exons: 18
Coding region: 357-1646 (429 amino acids)
Source: RefSeq, a predicted model, not a curated record